AUGAAGACGGCACUGCUGGUGAUUGAUAUGCAGCAAUACUUUAGCGACAUGGCUGAAAAGGCCACGCCCAACAUCAAGACGCUUCAGAAGCACUUUUCAGACCAAGCAAAGCCCAUCAUUUACACGCAGCACGGCCAUCCAGAAGAGGAUUUUAAGCGUCCCUACAAAAACCAGCUCGUGCGCAAAUGGGGAGUCGACGGCUCCAUCCACCGCGGGAGUCCCGACUGGGAGCUGAUUCCCUGGGUGAAGCAGUCCGUCGGCGACGCGCCCGUGGUCGCCAAGAACACCUACGACGCCUUUGUCAAUACCAACCUCGCCCAGUUGCUCGAGCGCGACCAGGUGGACCGCGUCGUCGUUUGCGGGGUCAUGACGGACUGCUGCUGUGAGACGACGGCCCGGAGCGCGUUCAAUCUCGGCUGGGAGACGUGGCUGGUCAGUGAUGCGUGCUAUAGUGUCGACGAGGAGCAGCAUCAACGGAGUCUGCAUGAUUUUGCUUUUGGGUACGGCCCCUUGUGGACGACGGACCAAGUCAUUGAUGCACUGAAAAAGGAGGACAAGUUGUAG
Pestalotiopsis fici W106-1 is the source of this 564-nucleotide messenger RNA. RefSeq lists its product as uncharacterized. The record is from RefSeq and is a predicted model, not a curated record. The coding region runs from base 1 to 564 and encodes 187 amino acids. Lineage: Eukaryota; Fungi; Ascomycota; Sordariomycetes; Amphisphaeriales; Sporocadaceae. The transcript has a single exon.